Syngnathus acus (greater pipefish) is the source of this 1450-nucleotide messenger RNA. It is a transcript of the gene lman2la, whose product is annotated as lectin, mannose-binding 2-like a. Gene Ontology annotation, cellular component: endoplasmic reticulum membrane; COPII-coated ER to Golgi transport vesicle; endoplasmic reticulum-Golgi intermediate compartment. NCBI's taxonomy places the organism in Eukaryota, Metazoa, Chordata, Actinopteri, Syngnathiformes, Syngnathidae. The transcript has 9 exons. Gene Ontology annotation, molecular function: D-mannose binding. The coding region runs from base 28 to 1125 and encodes 365 amino acids. Gene Ontology annotation, biological process: endoplasmic reticulum to Golgi vesicle-mediated transport; endoplasmic reticulum organization; Golgi organization. The record is from RefSeq and is a predicted model, not a curated record.
GUAUGGGAAGGUGACGUAAGAUUCACCAUGGCCGCCGUCGGCUGCUGGACGCAUAGGCAGAACUCCAAAUCAAUAUAUAUAUUAUUUUCUUCGCAAAAGAUGACGCCUUUUAAGCUAUUGUGGUCUUUUAUUCUCUUUAUUUUUACUGUUAAUCACUGUAUCGCUGACGACGACCACGAAAUGGAGGAGUUCUUGAAACGGGAGUAUUCUCUCACCAAGCCCUAUCAAGCCGUGGGGUCUUUAAGCUCAUCCCACUGGGAACUGAUGGGCGAUGCCAUGGUAACCACUGAGCAGGUGCGACUCACACCUGACAUGCAAAGCAGACAGGGGGCAGUAUGGAGCAAACUUCCUUGCCAUCUGACGGACUGGGAGAUGCAGGUGCACUUCAAGAUUCACGGGAAAGGAAAGAAGAAUCUCAAUGGUGACGGCUUGGCUAUUUGGUAUACGAAGGAGCGCAUGCAGAAAGGUCCUGUUUUUGGGAAUAAGGACAACUUUACUGGUUUGGGAGUUUUUGUAGACUCAUAUCCCAAUGAGGAGAAACAGUUGGAGGCACAAAAGAAGAGAUACAGUCCAAGCACACAGAGGAUCUUCCCCUUCGUUCUCGCCAUGGUGGGCAACGGCACCAUCAGCUACGACCACGAGCGGGACGGCCGGCCCACCGAGCUGGGGGGUUGCAACGCCAUGGUGCGCAACCUGAAGCACGACACCUUCCUCUUCAUCCGAUACGUCCGGCGCAGGCUAACGGUGAUGAUCGACAUUGACGGACAACACGAGUGGCGGGACUGCCUGGAUCUGCCGGGCGUGCGGCUGCCCAAGGGCUUUUAUUUUGGCGCCACCGCAAUUACAGGAGACCUUUCAGACAACCAUGACAUCAUCUCACUGAAACUCUACCAACUGACGGUGUUGCGAAGCAAACAGGAAGAGGAAGACCAGGAGGAGGAAAUCACGAUACCCAGCGUGGAUAACAUGGAGCUGCUCAGAUUGGGUCGCACUGAGGAAGGAAUGAGCGGGUUGGCCAUUUUCUUCACGGUGCUCUUCUCCAUGCUGGGCUGCAUCUUCCUGGUGGUCGUCGGCCUGCUGCUCUACGGUCACUGGAACGAGAAUCGGCGCAAGCGGUUCUACUGAGAAGGAGGACGGGAGGUGGAUUAGGCUUUGGGGAGCAAAACUUAACUGCACUGAGUCCACCCUGCGGCUGACAGAAACCACUUCCUGGAGACGAAUCCUGACGCUGGACUUUAUGCUCCAUCUCUUCUGAGCAGCUACUUUUGAAGUCUUUUACUGUUGACUAGGGGUUCCUGAAACUUUUUUCCAAGAACCACCUCACAAUCCUUACACCGAUUAAACAUAACUACUGUGUAUCCCUGAAUGCCAGACAAAUUAAAAGUUGAUUUUUUUUUUAAAUUGCUAUGUGAAUAAAGUUGUAUUAGAAAUAAACACAAACAUUUUAUAC